This is a messenger RNA of Cercospora beticola, 1109 nucleotides long. RefSeq lists its product as uncharacterized. NCBI's taxonomy places the organism in Eukaryota, Fungi, Ascomycota, Dothideomycetes, Mycosphaerellales, Mycosphaerellaceae. The record is from RefSeq and is a predicted model, not a curated record.
UGCUGACGGCAGACGAGGCGAGUCCAGGUUCCUGUUCGUUGUGUUCGCUCUCUUGCAUUUUGGUCGUUUUCACCAGUCUUUCGUGCCGACUCCAUCGUAUACUCACUGCAGGAACACGUCGCCGAUACACCUGGACACGGCUUGAAAGCGACUUGCAUACCACAUACUCCCCGGAUAUCUUUAGCCCACGCUGGGGGCCAAGAUGGCGGACAAGAUCAACAAUGAGUCGUACCGAAAGAAGUACAACGAGCAGCCGAAGCUCGAGCACCUGUCAGAGGAAACCUUGAAGAAUCCACCAAAGCAGAGGACAGUCCAACAACAGGAGAAACAGGACCGUCUCAUCAAGAAAGAAAAGCGGGAAGCAGGUCUUGAGUCUAACCGAUCACGAUCAUCUUCACGAAGAGAGCGAAGGAAGCGUAUUCAGCAAGCCAUGACAGAUGGCAAGUAUAUGAAAACAGGCUCGCUGGAGGCUUUGGAAGAGGCAGAUGCCAAUGGAGACCUUGAUCAACAACGACCAUUCGAGCGGAUAGGUCCCGACAGCACAUCUAUGGACGGUCCUGUCACGCAUGCUCGAGCUAUGCGAGGAGAGAUUCCAGUUCGUGGCUCAAACCCGAAUCAACCAUACUAUAUCACGCCGCAAGAAGAGGAGAGCAAUGGGUCAGCCCUGAAAGACACCGACGGUCUCAAGCUCACACUGGAAGCCAACCUUGAUGUCGAGAUUGAAUUGAAAGCCAGUAUUCGCGGCGAUCUCACACUAUCACUAUAUGCAUGAAGAAGAGGUGUUUUAACAUGUCCAAUGUGUAUUGAUUGACACCACAAGCGAAUCUGAACGCAAUUCGGAGCAGAGUUGCUGACAAGUUUUUCUCUCCGCAGCGAGUAAUUGAGAGGUCUUUAGCGAUACGUGAUGUCGCAUCAGAUUGGAGGAACGAUAUCAGAUGGCGUGGUUUUGAGCAUAGUUCGAUGAGUGCUGUUAAAGAUCUUUGGAAGUUCGGUGUAAUGGAGUAAGAGAGUUAGUGGGAAUUGAAUGAAUAGCGGCAGUCAAAUCCAGUAAUGCCCUUCGCAAGGAAGUUGCCUGUUCCAUCAUACUUGUAUCAGCUCACGGAAUGGUC